AACGGGCUCUACUGCCGAGAUAUAUUUAGUCUUACCCUGGCCUUCAACACGACAACAUCAAAAUUUAUUGUUAAUUGUCAAAGUUUUUGGAGAUUUGUUUUUUAAAACUCACAUAAAUUCGUGAUGUGUUGCGGGCCCUGCUGUGGAACUUGCUACUACCCUUGCUGUAGCCCCUGCUUUAGUGGCCGUUGUUUUGGACCACGAUGCGGAUUCUAUAGUGGACCAUGUGGACCUUGCUGCGGGGGCGGAUGCUGCAGCAGCUGCGGACCGUCUUGUUAAUUUUGGUACUCGGUAACCAAAACUUUUUGAAGACAAUUAUUUAUUAACAUGGCCUAUUCGUCUUGAAAACAAGAUCAAGUCGUAAUAAAGGUGUUUGACUUUCCAAGUCUUUUUUAUUACAGGAACUAGAUUCCUGUCCAUUACCGCUCUUUUAGACCAUCAAUUACGCUGGUAAUUGCCCAAUGACUGCAAUAAAAUCCCCCUUUAGUUCCCUUGGUG
Molecule: messenger RNA, 498 nt
Organism: Drosophila melanogaster (fruit fly)
Lineage: Eukaryota; Metazoa; Arthropoda; Insecta; Diptera; Drosophilidae
Exons: 2
Coding region: 124-279 (51 amino acids)
Source: RefSeq, marked reviewed